Molecule: messenger RNA, 1947 nt
Organism: Penicillium olsonii
Lineage: Eukaryota; Fungi; Ascomycota; Eurotiomycetes; Eurotiales; Aspergillaceae
Source: the annotation of a GenBank genome assembly
AUGAAAAGAGGAGAAAUCGCUGUUCGUGUUCUCCAAUCGGCAAGAGAAUUGCCUAAUCCAAUCGAGCUUUACGCUCUCUACACAUCAGGCGACAAAUCGCACUGCGAUCUGGGCCGACCACAACAUGCAAUAGAAAUCCCCUCGGCAUCAAGCUACCUGGAUAUCUCUUAUCUGGUCGAUUUGGUCAAGAAACAUUCCAUUGAUGCCGUCCAUCCGGGAUAUGGAUUCCUAAGCGAGAGCGCCGAAUUCGCGCAUCGGAUGUGGCACGAAGCCGGCUCAGUUGUAAUUGGGCCAGGGUGGGAGAAUCUAGCUCGAACAGGAGAUAAGCUGCAAGCGAAGCAGUUGGCCCAGAAAUGCGGGGUUCCAACCUUGGAUUUCAUGGUUGAAGCUACCGGUGAUGUGAAUGAAGCGCGUGCCUUCGCCAAGAAGAUUGGCCUCCCGGUGAUGAUCAAGGCUGUUGAUGGAGGGGGUGGUCGAGGCAUUCGUUUGGUGCAACAGGAGCCUGAUCUGGAAAAUAGUAUCCAGCGGGCGAUUGGAGAGUCGCCCUCUAGGUCUGUUUUUGUGGAAAAGGCUGCUGUGGAUGGGUUCCACCAUGUUGAAGUGCAAAUCAUCGGAGAUCGGACGGGCCAGGUGCGCCAUCUCUGGGAGAGAGAUUGCAGUGCUCAACGGAGGUUUCAAAAGGUUGUUGAAUGUGCGCCAGCUCUGAUGGACAGGUCUUUGAUCGGUGAGGUGAUUGGGGCUGCCCUCAGGAUGGCUGGGGAGGUUCGCUACGAAUCCCUUGGAACAUUUGAAUUCUUGGUCAGUGAGCAACGGAGGGAGUUCUACUUCCUCGAGGUGAAUGCUCGUCUCCAGGUUGAGCACACGAUCACAGAGGCUAUCAGUGGGAUAGACCUGGUUCAAACUCAGCUUCUUUUGGCUCAAGGGUGGACUUUGAAUGAAUUGGGCAUUGGGUCCCAGGUUCGACCAGACGGGCCACCCCCAAAUGCAUUUUCGAUUCAACUCAGACUAUGUGCCGAGGACCCAGACAAUGAUUUCAGUUUGAGCAUUGGCAAAGUCACUGGCUUCAACGUUCCGAGUGGCCACGGGAUCCGAUUAGACACCAAUGUCGAUAUAUCUGGAGCAUCUCCGCUAGUGGUUGGGUCGAAUUUCGACAACUUGCUGGCCAAGAUCAUCGUUACCGCACCGAGCUGGGAAGCAACCGUCCGCAAGGCUCAACGUGUCCUAGCAGAUUCUCGGGUCGAGGGCGUGACCACAAACAUCAAUCUCUUAAGAGCUAUUGUGGCCCAUCCUGAUUUCAUGUCUGGCCAGGUCGACACGCAGUGGCUUGGGCUCAACCUUGACACAAUCCUGCAGCAGGGCAUGCAAAUAACGGAGAAGAUUUCCAUCCCAAAUAGAUAUCUCGGGGUCUCAAAUCCAGCGCACCAAGCCGCACUCCCGACAUCAAAUCUACUAUUCCGCAAAGGAGACGCUUGGUCAAUAACACUGGAGCCAUUGCCAAACGACAGCCAGAGACUUGAGAAAUUCACACAUCAUCUUAGCCUCUCACGGGUCCUCCGAAACGAAUUCCCCAAUUCACUUACAGCAGAGAUCGAAUACACAACACCGACCUCUCGGACCGCUAUUCCUUAUCGGAUGCAAUUAGACACAACCACGACCACAGCCUCAGCAUUGGUCUCAUCCCAUCGACGAGGUGACCCAAGAAAUCCGCAGCACAUCGUUCUCCCAAUUUCCGGCAGAUUAAUUGAAAUGCUGGUAUCCGAUGGGGAUGAUGUAGCCAAGGAUCAAGUCUUGGCCUUCGUGAAGCAGAUGAAGAUGGAGCUCGAGGUGCGCAGCCCUCGAAGUGGAAAAGUGAAAUGGGUUUAUGAGAUGGAGGAAGAGGAAGAAGAUGUUGCAGAGGGCAUAUUGUUGGUUGAACUGGAGGGAGGUGAGCUUCGAGGGAAGCUGUGA